Messenger RNA from Pteronotus mesoamericanus, 1799 nucleotides. RefSeq names its product coiled-coil domain containing 38 (gene CCDC38). The record is from RefSeq and is a predicted model, not a curated record. Bases 153 to 1799 code for a protein of 548 amino acids. Gene Ontology annotation, cellular component: centrosome. The transcript is spliced from 15 exons. NCBI's taxonomy places the organism in Eukaryota, Metazoa, Chordata, Mammalia, Chiroptera, Mormoopidae.
GUCCCCGAGAUGAAGGGGACCUGGGGUGGAGGAGGCUAGAGCCGAGACUGGAGAAUCGAUUGGUGCCUCCAUCCCUCUUCCUCUAUCGCCUUCCUCGAAGGAUUGGUUGAAACGUCUCCUGUAUCCAAACUCGUUGAGGGCCAGGAGACAAAAUGUCAUCACAUUUUUUGCCCAAAACACUGACUUCUAGAGAUAAAAUAAAGGAUGAGUCAAUCAAAAAGGAGGGGCCAUAUAAGAUCUUUUUCAAAGAUCUCUUUCUUUUCAAAGAAAGUGAAAUGGCAGAAAGGAAAAAGGAAAAAUUCUUGAAGCGCAGCAUGAAAGUCCACCAAAAGUCUACUUUUUCAUCGCGGAUGAAGAGUCGUUCACACCUGAGCCAGAUAGUAUUCCAUACUGACACGGCUCUUAACUCAUUUGAAAAGUUUAUGCUAGAUCCUGCUCUCAUUCUCAGAUUAACAGAAGGUGCAGAUGCAAAAAGAACUGUCCAUGAAUUUAUUAGUGACCAGAGAGACAGGUUCCGGCUCGAGUAUGCUCUGUCAACCAAAAGGAAUACAAUCACAAAGUUUGAUAAACACAUGGAGACAGAGGAACAGCAGGUCCUAAAAGCAGAAACAAAGCUCCAGGAAGAUGCGGUGGCCUUCGAAGAGUUCCUGCGAGAAAAUGACCAGCGAUCUGUAGAUGCCCUUAAAAUUGCAGCACAAGAGACUAUAAACAAGCUCCAAAUGACGGCUGAGCUGAAGAAAGCGAGUAUGGAGGUGCAGGCAGUGAAAAGUGAAAUAUCAAAAACAGAAUUCCUCCUUAGAGAGUACAGGAAAUAUGGACUUUUUCUGCUGAAAUUGUCUCCAAAACAUUGGCAAGUCCAGCAAGCACUGAAAAGGGUGCAGGUGUCAAAGAGUAAAGAAAAUAUGGAUGGCACUCUUCCAAAAAUAUUAACAAAAUUAAAUGCAAGGAAAGAAGAAACCAGUACUGAGGACCUCAGGAAGCUGUCAUUUUCAGAUGACUAUUCUGUGGCCACAAGUAACCAAGGUAGCACAAGAGAUUUCCGAUCGGAAAGUUUAAGUUCACAAGACAGUUUAGAUGAUGAAAUGGGCUAUGAUCUGGAGCCAGAGCUUUAUUUCAAAGAACCAGAAGAGUUGCUUCAAGUCCUCACAGAGCUGGAAGAGCAGAAUCUUACUUUGGUACAAUAUUCUCAAGAUGUAGAUGAAAAUCUUGAAGAUGUGAAUAAAAGAGAAAAACUUAUACAGGAUAAAAUAAACAGCAACAUAGAGUUUCUUUUAGAGCACAAGGAAAUGCUUAAGGCUAACUGUGUAAGAGAAGAGGAAAAAGCAGCAGAACUGGAAUUGAGGUCCAGGCUAUUUAGUUUUGGAGAAUUUAAUUCAGAUGCCCAGGAAAAACUGAUAGAUUCUCUUAGUAAAAAAAUUAAUCAAGUAUACAAAGUCUGCAUCGGAGAUGGUGAGGUUGGCAGCCUCAACCCAGUCCAAAAGCUGGUAAAAAUAGAGUCGCGCCUGGUAGAACUGAGCGAUCUCAUUGAAACCAUUCCCAAAGAAAAUGUGGAGGCAAUUGAGAGGAUAAAACAGAAAGAACGACGACAAAAGUUACGUGAAGAGAAAAUGAAAGAAAAACAAAGACACCAAGAAGAAAGGCUAAAAGCUGCUCUGGAAAGAGCAGUAGCACAACCAAAGAAAAAGCUGGGAAGACGACUUGUCUAUCGCUCAAAACCUCCAUCUGGUAACAAACAUGAACUGCUUUUAGUCAAGGCUACAAGAACAAAAUCAAUAGAGGAUGAGUAUUUUUUCACUUGA